Striga asiatica is the source of this 2274-nucleotide messenger RNA. NCBI's taxonomy places the organism in Eukaryota, Viridiplantae, Streptophyta, Magnoliopsida, Lamiales, Orobanchaceae. The record is from the annotation of a GenBank genome assembly.
AUGAUCAAUCUAACCACGCCUAUUNUGCUCUAUAUAAAGAGCCUGGAAUUUAAGACACAAUACAUGCAAAUUAAAUCGCCUUUUUUUCAGAAUACAUAUAAAAAGAGUCAGCUGGAAUUAAUAAGACAUACAUAUAAGAUGAUGAACACAAUUGGCAUGAUCUUCAUGGCCACUCUGUGGAUCCUUAUCAUGCGUCCUCAAAGCGUCUGCCCUGAUCAAAUUAGGAUCAAUUGCCCUUACCACACAACUCUAGAAGGCCUUAUUCUAAAAUCCUUCAGGGACAGAUUGAAAUCGUAUCCAUCUUCAGGUGAUCUUAGUUCCUGGUGCAAAACGGGCGACCCUUGCGAUGGUACUUGGGGUGGUAUCACCUGCAACGAUAACCAUAAUCACGUGACUGCAAUUAACCUUCCACUUAAUUCGCUCGACGGCGUACUGGGCGGGGAACUUGGACAUUUGACGCAGCUGGAGAUUUUGGAUCUGAGUGGCAAUUCUCUGAAAGGACAAAUACCUUGGCAAUUUGAAGAUCUUCAGAUAUUGAAACACUUGGAUCUAAGUCACAAUGGGUUCACCAGUUACAUUCCGUGGGAACUUGGUAAAUGUAUUAGCUUGCAGAAUCUGUAAGGGGUACAAUGGUAAACAACUCUAUAGGGCAGGGCCAUUUCAAAAGUACAUGCAGGUGGUGCAAUUUUUUUUUCCAAAAAAUACAUGUAGUCAUAUAUGAAAUAUCACGCUUAAUUAAAUUCCAUAUCCCGACUUCAUAGUUCCAAACGAACUUAUGAUUUUAUUUUGGGGUCUCAGGUCUCUGGCUUACAAUAGUCUAACGAAUCCAAUACCUUAUCGACAUGGAGCUCCUCCGAAUUUGGUAAACUUGGAUCUAAGUCACAAUAAGCUCACCGGUGGCAUUCCGUGGCCACUUGGAGAUCUUACGAACUUGUAUUCAUUGGAUCUAAGUUUCAAUCAAUUGACCGGUUCCAUUCCGCGGCAACUUGGAGCUCUUCAGAACUUGUAUAUCUUUUUCCUACAGCAUAAUCAGCUGUCUGGCACCGUACCUUAUGAUGCGUUUAAAUAUCUGACUCAUGUCAAUCAUGCUCUAAUGGAUUUUUGCAACAACCCAGAAUUGAACUUCAAAAAUAAGCAUCACAAGUGCCGUGGGAAUUAAGUCGCCCAACACUUCUUCUGCUCUGCCAGUAAAGUUCGGAAGGCAUCACAUACACACACUUAUAUAUAUGUAUGAUACGAUGCUUGAAUAAGCUAGUGAAUCUUCACAACACCUUUGAACCGUGUCUACAAAUAAUUCAAUAUUAAUGUUGCAUGCAAAGCCAACUGAAAAUUUAAUUGGAAUGAUUCCAACGAAAAUUACAAUUAACAUAUUCCGUUUUUCAUUGAAAUUUUAGAUAGAAUUUGAUGAUAUCAUUGAUUUUCUUUACUCCACCUAUAUAAAAUUAACUGCAUGCAUGUGUAUAUUAGUCAUAAUAAUUACUAAAAACAAGAAUAAUCAUCACAAUAAUAUAGCUUCACAUACAAUAACACUCAAAUCAAAACAUAUAUAAAAAAUACAUUCUCACUCGCCGGAGGGCAGGCCGGUGAGUCCGCCGUCGACCACCAAAUUGUGCCCCGUCACAAACCCGGCCUCCCCCGACGCCAGGAAAGCCACCGCCUCCGCCACGUGCUCCGGCGUCAGCACCGCCCCUUUGAGGCUUGUGUACGGCCCCAUCGCCGCCUCAACCUCCUCUGCCGUCCCCAAACCCAUUCUCCCCGCCAAUGCCGUCGGCACCGCCGCCGGCGACACGAAGUUCACUCGUAUCCCGUGCCGGCCUAGCUGCACCGCUGCCGACCUCGCCAACCCCACCACCGCAUGCUUCGACGCGCCGUAGUCCGUGUGCACCUCCGCCCCGCGAUCCCCCAUCACGCUCGCGUUGCACACGAUCGCGCCACCCACACAACCGAGCUCCACCAUCUUCUGUGCCGCGUGCUUCAGGCACACGGCCGUGCCGCGCGCGUUCACCUGAAAGAAAAGAGACGCUCAACAACACUCAGAUUUUUAUUGUUCAAUAUUUCUCUCAUGGAUACUUAUAAAAUUAAUAUAUAAUACAAGAUGCAAAAAUUUGUCCCAAAAACUCAAAUUUAUCUCUUUUUCUUUUGGAAAUCUUUAGAGAACUCACAAAAUUAGGGUUUGGGAUUUACUUUUCUUAAUAAGAUUUCAAAAAGUAUUUGUCUAACUGUUAAACAUAUCAAGUUGAUACUCGUUUGAUUAAUUAAAGAAUAUUAAUUAAA